Molecule: messenger RNA, 1509 nt
Organism: Dictyostelium discoideum AX4
Lineage: Eukaryota; Evosea; Eumycetozoa; Dictyosteliales; Dictyosteliaceae
Exons: 3
Coding region: 1-1509 (502 amino acids)
Cellular component (GO): membrane
Molecular function (GO): palmitoyltransferase activity; protein-cysteine S-palmitoyltransferase activity
Source: RefSeq, a predicted model, not a curated record
AUGGUAAAUAAUAAUAAUAAAAAUAAUAAAAUUAAUGACAGAGAAAAUGAAGAAAAUGAAAAAAAUAAAAAAAAGGAUAAAAUAUAUGAAAAUAAAAUAGGAAUUAAUGAAAAUAAUAAUGAAAAUAAUAAUUACCAAAAUGAAAAUUUUAUUUAUACAAGCGGAGAUAGUAAUGAUACACAAGAGGGUGAUAUUUCUGAAAUACAAGAAGAAUCUACAAAUGAAAAUAAUAAAAAAUUAAAAAAAAGAAAAAUAAAAAAAACCAAAAGUCUUUAUUUUUAUAAAUGUGUUACAGGGCCCGAUAAAUUAUUUUUUAUAGUUACUCAAAUUUUUAUAUUAGUUCCAUCAUUAUUUUUUGAAAUCAAAUUGGUACCAAUAAGUUUAGAAAUUUCAAAAAAAUUAGAAAUUUCAAAUUAUAUCAUUACUUUAACAUUAUUGGUUUUUAUAUUUUAUAAUUUAUAUAAAUGCGCAUUUACAAAUCCAGGUAUAAUUACAAGAAAUAAUAUUGAAGAAAGUAAAAAAGAUAAAAUAAAAUUAACAAAAUUACAAGCAACUAAAAAAGCUUUAAAGAAAUUUAUAACAUCAGGUAUGGAUGAAAUUGCAAAUGAUGAUCCAAUUUCAUCAUCAUCUGAUUUUAGUGAUAGCGAUGAUGAUGAUCAAGAUGAACAAGGUGGUAGUAGUAGUGCUCGAAAUAGUUUUGAAAAUAGUGGUGAUUUCAUCGUAGAAAUGGAACAACCCACAAAUAGUAACAACAACAACAGUAAUAAUAAUAAUAAUAAUAAUAAAAAUAGAAAUAGAAAUAAUAACAAUAAUAAUAAUAAUAAUAAUAAUAAUAAAAAUCAAUCAAAAUAUAAAGAAAUUCAAAUUGGUGAUAGUGAUUUUAAAUAUAAAUGUAAAUUUUGUAUUACAUGUGGAUUAUAUAGAGAACCAAGAUCUUUUCAUUGCUCAACUUGUAAUAAUUGUGUAGAGAAUUUUGAUCAUCAUUGUGUUUGGAUUGGAAAUUGUAUUGGUCGUAGAAAUUAUAGAGAAUUUUUUUAUUUUAUAACAACAACUUUAAUUUAUGCACUAUAUCUUUUAUCAAUGUCAAUUGUAUUUUUAAAUCAAAUUGUAAAUACAACUGAAUCACCUGCAAAUAAAAUUAAUAAUAAUAAUAUUAAUAGUAAUAGUAGCAAUCACAAUAGUAGUAAUGAUUUAAAUGAAAAGUUUGAAAAAUCAAUAAAUAAUAUUUUAUAUGCUUUAAGAACUACAAGUGGAGGUUUAUGUAUUUUUAUAAUUAUUUUUGGUUUUAUAAUGUCACUGUUGUUAGGAUUUUUAGUAUCAUAUCAUAUAAGAUUAACUCUUUCAAAUAAAUCAACAAUCGAGGAUUUUAAAAAGAUUUUCGAAAACCAAAUAAACCCAUACGAUAAAGGGUGGUUGUUCAACUUAAAAAUUAAACUUUUUAAUUUCAAUAAUAGUAAUAAUAAUAUUAAUAUUAAUAAUAAUAAUACUAAUAAUAAUAUUAAUUCUUAA